Messenger RNA from Metarhizium album ARSEF 1941, 813 nucleotides. Its product is annotated as Gpr1 family protein. Lineage: Eukaryota; Fungi; Ascomycota; Sordariomycetes; Hypocreales; Clavicipitaceae. The transcript has 2 exons. Bases 1 to 813 code for a protein of 270 amino acids. Gene Ontology annotation, cellular component: plasma membrane. The record is from RefSeq and is a predicted model, not a curated record. Gene Ontology annotation, molecular function: acetate transmembrane transporter activity.
AUGUCUGCUCCCCUUCAGAACAACCACGUUGCCGCCGGGCAGACUUACAAGGAAGCUAAUGGUAGUGGCUAUCCCGUCUUCCCGACCACCGCCAAUGCUCGUCCGAAAGAGACAGCUCCACGGCACAAUCAGUCCACGGUCUCUCAGGUGUAUGAUCCUCAAUUCUUCAAGAUUGCCAAUCCUGGGCCUCUUGGUCUCAUUUCCUUUGCCCUGACCACCUUUGUCCUGGGCCUCUAUCAGUGCGGUGCUGGACUGCCAAACUCGAACCCUCUCGGAAGCGUUGGUCCUGAUGAAGCAAUAUUCGGCCUGGCUGUCUUCUUCGGCGGUGUCGUACAGCUCGUCGCUGGUAUCAUGGAAUUCCGCGCAGGCAAUACCUUUGGUACGACUGUCCACUGCUCCUACGCCGCCUUUUGGCUUGCGCUGGCCAUGUUCAUGAUCCCUCAGCUUGGAAUCAAAGAAGCCUACAAGGGAGAUGAUCGCGCCUUUAGCUUUGCUGUAGGCAUAUUUUUGAUACUGUGGUGCUUCCUCAGCCUCGUCUUUUUCAUUGCUGCGUUGAGAACGAACAUUACCAUCUUGGUGGUCCUGGGCUUGCUUACUCUGGCCUUUCUUCUCCUCAGCAUUGCUCAGUUUAUCUCUACUACGCACACAACCGCGGCGGUUCGUGUCAAUCGUGCCGGAGGGGUGUUUACCGUGCUCUGCGCCUUUGCUGCAUUUUAUGCUGGCAGUGCUGGUCUCAUGACACCCGCAACAACUUGGGUUGUGUUCCCUCUGGGCGAGUUUAAACACGCUUUGGCCCAAAGGAGUCCUGUCUAG